Molecule: messenger RNA, 1599 nt
Organism: Aspergillus japonicus CBS 114.51
Lineage: Eukaryota; Fungi; Ascomycota; Eurotiomycetes; Eurotiales; Aspergillaceae
Product: D-serine ammonia-lyase DSD1
Exons: 3
Coding region: 241-1599 (452 amino acids)
Biological process (GO): D-serine catabolic process
Molecular function (GO): D-serine ammonia-lyase activity
Source: RefSeq, a predicted model, not a curated record
UCCUUUUCGCGCAUAUCACCCAUGGACUGUGGAAAGUUGUGGAGUUUGUCUCACUGAGGAUACAAUCCAUGCAUCCUCUCCAAUGUGAACGCCCUAUGUCACUUUUAGCCGCGGUGACCCACUUACCAGAUUCGGUGUACGGAAGCGCGAGGAGGUUGAGUUUAUAUAACAGCAGACCAGACCAUCUCUCCUCAACCUCAACUCAUUCAAUUCCCUUUCUCAUCCGAGCAUCAACUCAAAAUGGACGUCCCCUCGUUCCUCACAAGACCCUCCCCCUCCAUUACGGAGCUAAAACAAUUCUAUGUCGGCAAAGACAUCAACGACGUGCCCAAACCAGCCGUCGUGCUGGACGUGGCCAUCAUCAAGAGACACUGCCAGGCCAUGCUGGACGCAGCUUCAGCGCUGAACGUCGGAUUCCGCGCCCAUGUCAAGACCCAUAAAACCCCCCAAGCCACCCGCCUCCAGGUCGGCGAGUCGAGCCCAGAAGUCAACCUGGUCAUCUCCACUGUCCUGGAGGGCGAGAUGCUCGUGCCCCUCCUGCAAGAAUUCCAAGCGGCUGGGCGCUCCGUCAACGUGCUGUACGGCAUUCCCCUCGUGCCGUCGCAGGUGCCCCGUCUCGCCGCGCUCGCCCGCCAGCUGGGCGAGAAGAGCAUCGCCGUCAUCAUCGACCACCCGGACCAAGUCGAUCUCCUCGCCACCUUCCACAAGCUCUCCGGAUUUGCGGCGUGCGUGUUCCUGAAGGUCGACUCCGGGUACCACCGCGCGGGGCUGCCGCCGGCCAAGCUCAACAAGAACGGGCUGCUGGAGAAGGUCGCGGCCGCUGAGAAGCAGGGCCACGCGUUCCUUCUGGGGGUGUACUCGCACAACAGCCUGAGCUACUCGGGGACCACCCCGGACGAGCUGAUGGCAUAUCUGAACGAGGAGAUUUCCAGCUGCCGGGACGCGCUGAAACAGAAUUCCCAGCUACUCCCGACUGAUAGGGAGCUGGUCAUCAGCGUCGGCGCGACGCCGCAGGUCGUCUCCUCGCAGCACCUGUUGCACCAAUCCCUCAGCUCCGGCGCCAAGGCGUUGAAGAACCUGCUUCACGACCCGGACCACGAUAUCAACACGAAGGUCAAGGUCGAGCUGCACGCGGGCGUGUACCCGUUUCUCGAUAUGCAGCAGCUGGGGACCAACGUGCACAAGACACGGGACGCGGAGAGCGAGAUCGGCAUCGCCGUGGUGGCGGAAGUGUGCAGUGUGUAUAACAACGGGGAGCGUUCGCAGCCUGAAGCGCUGGUCGCGGCAGGCUCCCUGGCUCUGGGGCGAGAGCCGGCCGCGUCGUAUCCUGGGUGGGGGCUUAUCAGCGCGUGGAGACGGCAACCGGGCGCUUCCCGACUCCUGGUGCAGCGCAUCAGCCAGGAGCAUGCCAUCAUUUCUUGGGAGGAUACGAGUGACCAGUCAAAGAUCCCUCUCCAAAUUGGCCAGUCCGUCAAGAUCUUCCCUAACCAUGCGUGUAUCACCGGCGCCUUGUAUGGAUGGUAUUUGAUUGUGGAUUCCAGUGAAGAUGGCGAUGGAUCGAGGGUUGUUGAUGUUUGGCCGAGAAGUACUGGAUGGUAA